AUGGAUAUGGCGAAGAUUGUCUACUCCCUGAUGAUAAGCCGGGACAAGGACCUGCCGGGCUGCGUCGUUCGUAGCACCACCAUACCCGAGGAACUGGGACGCGUGACCUUCUUCCUCACGGACAAGACGGGCACCCUCACACAGAACGAGAUGGUCUUCAAGAAGCUCCACCUGGGCAACGUGGCCUUCGCGCCAGACUCCAUGGAUGACCUGACGGAGGCACUGAAACGCUACUUUGAGAAGCCCCCGGAUUUUGAUGAUAUUGGCACCAAGCAACUGCGCAAAUCAGGUGACGAACGACUGGCCGAAGCCGUCCUGGCCAUUGCUGUCUGUCACAACGUUACACCGAUGAACGAGGGCACAGAACAGUCGACAGCUGUCAAUGCGGAAAAGAUUGUUACCAGCUCUCCGGACGAGGUGGCCCUGGUGUCUUGGACAGCUAGCGUAGGAGUGACACUUAUUUUCAGAAAUCAACAAACUAUGGCUCUGCGUUUACCCUCAGGUAAAGUUCAGACCUUCGACAUCCUCCAGAUGUUCCCCUUCUCCUCAGACCUCAAGCGUAUGGGCAUAAUUGUGCGUGAUCAGACCACCAAAGCCAUCCACUUCUACGUGAAGGGUGCUGACACCGUGAUGGCCGGCCUUGUCUCAUACACACCCUGGAUGGAAGACGAGGCGGGCAAUCUGGCUCGCGAGGGUCUGCGCACUCUGGUUGUGGCUCGUCGCAUUCUUACUGAGGAACAGUAUGCCGACUUCUCUUCAAGGUACCACCAGGCCACUAUGAGCGUGGCGGAUCGGGCAGCCAAAGUUCAAGCUGCCGUGGCAACGAUAGAAGUCGAUCUGGAGCUGCUCUGCCUUACCGGGGUUGAAGAUCGUCUUCAGGAGGGAGUUCGACCGGCUCUGGAAACCCUACGUAACGCGGGCAUCAAGGUUUGGAUGCUGACGGGUGAUAAACUGGAGACAGCCGAGUGUAUUGCAAAGUCUUCACGUCUGGUUCCGCAUGGCCAACCGCUGCACAUCUUCCAGUCCGUGACUGGCCGCAGUGAGGCGCAUCUGGAGCUGAAUGCCUUCCGCAGAAGGUGUCACCUGCCCCUCGUUAUUACCGGCACCUCCCUGGAUGUGAGUUUCUCUUUCCUCUUCCUCCCCUCCUGA
Dibothriocephalus latus is the source of this 1149-nucleotide messenger RNA. NCBI's taxonomy places the organism in Eukaryota, Metazoa, Platyhelminthes, Cestoda, Diphyllobothriidea, Diphyllobothriidae. The record is from the annotation of a GenBank genome assembly.